Molecule: messenger RNA, 1483 nt
Organism: Dicrocoelium dendriticum
Lineage: Eukaryota; Metazoa; Platyhelminthes; Trematoda; Plagiorchiida; Dicrocoeliidae
Source: the annotation of a GenBank genome assembly
GAAUGAUGCAGAGAACGCACUGCUUCAACGAGCAUUGAAUAUGUUGCGUUGGCCUGGGAGAGCCAUGUUUUGUCUUCCGGAUGGUGUAUGGCGCAAGUCUAGAUGUGGACAAAGUUGAUUUGGUGACGGGAAAUGCAAUCACUGACGACCAAACUUUGUAAUGUUAGUCUGUCUCACCUUCCAGGUACUAAUCAGUCUUCAUUCACCUCGUAUCUACGGACAAUUAUCUCGAAGUCUAUAGCCGCCACUCUAGGAGAUCAUGCUAAACAGGCCGGUGCUUCCGGCUUGAGUGGCUCAUGCUCUCCGGUCCGUCAACGCCACGCCAGUGCAUACGUCCAAUUUCCAAUCCCUUAUUUUUCUCAUCAGCCUCGACAAACAAUUCCUCUUCCCACAGGUCCAUACACUAUGAGCAUCCGUUCGUCUCCUUUUCGAUAGCCGCAAAAUGGAUGUGUCAAAAUCAAUGCGGCCACGGUGGCUUGCCUUUGGACUUAAUGGCAUAUAAUCAUCUCGCUUCCAAUUUAUCCCCAACUACCAUGAUGGGGACUAUGAAUACCACUUGGUCUCCGCUUCGCCCUUUACUAGAAUUGUCUGGGGGCCUCCGUUUAGUCGAAGAACCACCAUCCAUUAUCCCCGCUCUCCCAACUGUGAAGCUUGAGGAUGGGCGCUGUCCAUUACCUGAGUUCACACAAGAAGGACUAAAACGGUACCAGUGUGAUCACUGCACAAAGGGAUUUAACCGUUCGAGCGAUCUUGUCAAACAUCGGCGUACGCACACCGGUGAGAAACCAUUCGUGUGCCAGCAUUGUGGGCGCGCUUUCUCCGACUCUAGUAGUCUUUCGGCUCACAAGCGUAUCCACACUGGUGAACGACCUUACACCUGUCCAAAUUGCGGUAAAAGUUUUUCCGUCUCUAGCAGUUUGAUUAAACACAAACGUAUACAUACCGGUGAAAAACCUUACCGAUGUGCCGUCUGUGGUCGUACGUUUUCCGACAAUAGUAGCUACGGAGCACAUCGGAAACGAAGUCAACGAUGCAUGCCGGACAGUAUCUCCGUCGCCACACAGAGUAGUUUCGAUGAUGCUAUUCACGUGACUUCUGGUGUCUCCUUUUCCUCGACAUCCUGUUUGCCCUGACAUCCUGUUAUAAGCAUCUCUUUACCCUCAGCAUCAUAAGUUUGCCGGCUGCUCCGGGAUUUUCACUGGCCGUCAUUUCCAAUCUCACAGUCAUCUAAUUUGUACAAAUACCUCAAACUACUUACUGUUCUCUUGACUUCACUUUCAUUUCACGCAGCAAUUUUUUAGAACUAAAUCGAUGACAUUUAUCCACGUUUCCUUACUUUGUGUCGGUCGUCUAUCAUAAUUUUCUCGCAUUUGUAUAUUUUGUACAAAGCUUAUCUCUCAACUGGUGUAUUUUAUUUCAUGUUGCGUUUCUCUCCUAACGAUGUCACUUGAAAAUCUCGACAAACCGAUAAGCUAUACCGAAC